Thalassophryne amazonica is the source of this 2104-nucleotide messenger RNA. RefSeq names its product transmembrane serine protease 13a (gene tmprss13a). The transcript has 13 exons. The record is from RefSeq and is a predicted model, not a curated record. Lineage: Eukaryota; Metazoa; Chordata; Actinopteri; Batrachoidiformes; Batrachoididae. Gene Ontology annotation, cellular component: membrane. The coding region runs from base 258 to 1745 and encodes 495 amino acids. Gene Ontology annotation, molecular function: protein binding; serine-type endopeptidase activity. Gene Ontology annotation, biological process: proteolysis.
UAAGUACCGCACUGGUCAUGUCCAUUUCUGUGAAGGAAGAAGUCUGUGACGGGAGGAGGCAGGUGGGCCUUCCUGUAAAUACUCAGAAGAACAUGAGAGGAAAGUGGCAGAAGCAGAGAGUGUGAGGGAGACAUUUAAAGUGGAAUCAGUGUGAUGUCCUCACCAGACUGUGGCACAGUGAAUACCUGGAUUUGAAAACGCUCCACCCAGCUGCUCUAACCUGCACUCUGUGCUCUGUUUUGCAAAAAAAAGGUCCGAUGGCACAGCAUGAGACGAACGAUCUCCCGCCUCCGUACUACUCUGUGGCGUUGCACACCCAACCCCCUCUCAAGCCCAAUGAGGAGGUGGUGUACGGUGGCAGCCUAAAGGUGACCCCUAUCAGCCAGCCGAGGUACGUCCCCCAAUAUGUGGCGGCUAGCCCAGUGCCCAGAGUCAUCCAUCCGAGAAUUCCGCCCAGUAGAAAGAAGAAUAAAUGCUGUAAGAAUAAAGCUCAGUAUUACAGCGCGUCAGUGGCAGCGCUAGUGCUGGUCGGUGUGCUGGCACUGGCCAUCUGGCUUGGAGUGCAUUAUGGUACCAGACAACCAGGAGUGAUCAUCUACGACGAUGAAGACAAUACAUCCGAGGGUGGAGAUGCUGCUGCCAUGAAUAUCCAAGAUGUGUGUCCCAGCGAUAAAAUAGAAUGUGAUGGAUAUGAUGAUUGCAAAUUCGGCACUGACGAGACCGUCUGUGUGAGAUUUGGUGUUGGAAACGCUCUCCAGGUAAAGACGGCUCUAGAAGGUCGCUUCCUGCCGGUUUGCUCUUGGGGCUGGAAUGAAAGCUUGGCCGACCAAACGUGUGCUCAGCUGGGAUUCAGAAAGGCCUUCACCUCCAAAGAAUCUCCAUCCAACCAGACGACUGGUUUAGAAGUGACCAGUUUAUCGUCUCUGCCAAUUCAGGGUCUGGUCAGUGACACCUCGUCCUGUCCAGGCCAGACGACUGUCGCCCUGCAGUGUGUUGACUGCGGUCGACAGCAGUCCUCAUCUCGAAUCAUCGGAGGCAGCGUGGCUAAGGUGGGCCAGUGGCCUUGGCAGUUAUCACUCCACUUCAUUCGCUCCCAUGUUUGUGGAGGAGUCCUGAUCUCUCCUGAUUUCGUGCUGACUGCUGCCCACUGCUUCCCCAAGAACAAGGCUGGGAGUCUUACGCCACAGAACUGGAGAGUGUACGGUGGAGUGGUUUCCCUCAGCAACCUUCCUCAAGCCUUCCAGGUGUCCAAGAUCCUGCUGAACGAAAACUACAAUAACCAAACUCAAGAUAUGGACAUCGCACUGCUCAAACUUAAAACCCCGGUUACCUUCAACGAUAAAAUUCAGCCAGUUUGUCUGCCGACCUUUGACCAGGUUUUCCAACAUGGAACCAAGUGCUGGAUCUCAGGCUUCGGUAUCACUGAGGAAGGAGCUCGUGCGUCCUCACAGCUGAUGGAGGUGACUGUGGACAUCAUUGGCUCUGCUGUCUGCAAAAGCCCCGCGGUUUAUGGGAACCUAGUGACCAGGCACAUGUUGUGUGCCGGGGACCUGGAGGGAGGCCGUGAUGCCUGUCAGGGUGACAGCGGUGGACCACUGGUUUGUCAGGGAGAAGACCGCUGGUUCCUGGCGGGGAUAACCAGCUGGGGAGUCGGCUGCGGUCGAAAAAACAAACCUGGCGUUUACACCAAAAUCACCACUGCUCUGCAAUGGAUCUACAGCACCAUGCAGCGAGAGAAGCCUUGAAGUUACUUUGUCUCUGCGUUCCUUCUUUAUCACUAUGAUCAUGUGGUCUGACGGAGACGGACAGACGCACAGACAGAAGAGUGACCACAUGAAGAGAUGGAAAAACAGAGAAAACAUUGCACACUUGAAGGAAAAAAAAUGAAGAAGCAAAACCUGAACGCAGGAUUUCUGUCUGCGGCUUUACAGGAUUCACCUGUGAAUGCAAUUAUUAUGUAAAUGACCUGAACUGAAUUCUGAACAUGCACUACUCCAUGCACGACUAAGUCAAAGCCAGUGCAUCCGUCAGUUGGACUCUUCUGUUGUCACCGUUACAGUCAGUAAACACGUACACCCAUAUGUAUUUGGACCUUUUUCUCUUU